AUGCCGGUUAUGAAAGGAUUGCUGGCGCCGCAGAACACCUUCCUCGACACCAUCGCUACCCGUUUUGACGGAACACAUAGCAACUUCAUCCUUGCCAAUGCCCAGGUGGCUAAGGGUUUCCCCAUAGUCUAUUGUUCUGAUGGCUUCUGUGAACUUGCUGGAUUUGCCCGCACUGAAGUCAUGCAGAAGAGUUGUAGCUGCAAGUUCCUAUUUGGGGUUGAAACCAACGAGCAACUGAUGCUUCAAAUAGAAAAUUCACUGGAGGAAAAAACAGAAUUCAAAGGAGAAAUUAUGUUCUACAAGAAGAACGGGUCCCCAUUUUGGUGCCUAUUGGAUAUUGUUCCCAUAAAGAAUGAGAAAGGAGAUGUGGUACUUUUUCUGGCCUCAUUCAAGGACAUAACAGAUACAAAAGUGAAGAUUACUCCAGAAGACAAAAAAGAAGAUAAAGUCAAAGGAAGAUCAAGAGCAGGGACCCACUUUGACUCAGCCCGGAGACGAAGCCGAGCAGUUCUUUAUCACAUCUCUGGGCACCUGCAAAGAAGAGAAAAGAACAAAUUGAAAAUAAAUAAUAAUGUCUUUGUAGAUAAACCAGCAUUUCCAGAGUAUAAAGUUUCUGAUGCAAAAAAGUCCAAAUUCAUACUUUUGCAUUUUAGCACUUUUAAAGCUGGCUGGGACUGGCUUAUUUUGUUGGCGACGUUUUAUGUUGCCGUGACCGUACCUUACAACGUUUGCUUUAUUGGCAAUGAUGACCUGUCCACGACUCGGAGCACAACAGUCAGUGACAUUGCAGUGGAGAUUCUUUUUAUUAUAGAUAUUAUUUUAAAUUUUCGAACAACUUAUGUCAGCAAAUCUGGCCAAGUUAUCUUUGAAGCAAGAUCAAUUUGCAUCCACUAUGUCACAACCUGGUUCAUCAUCGACUUAAUCGCUGCCCUGCCUUUUGACCUCCUGUAUGCUUUCAACGUCACAGUGGUGUCUCUCGUGCAUCUUCUAAAGACGGUACGGCUGUUGCGUCUUUUGCGUCUCCUGCAGAAGUUGGACCGUUAUUCCCAACAUAGCACAAUCGUCCUGACUCUGCUCAUGUCCAUGUUUGCGCUCCUUGCACACUGGAUGGCAUGUAUUUGGUAUGUCAUUGGAAAAAUGGAGAGGGAAGACAACAGCCUUCUGAAGUGGGAAGUUGCCUUGAUGCACGCCUUGGUGUUUGGAAAUGUGACAGCGAUCAUACAGAGGAUGUACUCUAGAUGGUCCCUCUAUCACACUAGAACUAAGGAUCUGAAGGACUUUAUCCGUGUCCAUCACCUGCCCCAACAGCUCAAGCAGAGGAUGCUCGAAUACUUUCAAACAACCUGGUCAGUCAACAAUGGAAUAGAUUCAAAUGAGCUUUUGAAAGACUUUCCAGAUGAACUGCGUUCUGACAUCACUAUGCACUUGAACAAGGAGAUCUUACAGUUGUCCCUCUUUGAAUGCGCCAGCCGGGGCUGCCUCAGGUCUCUGUCUCUCCACAUCAAAACCUCUUUCUGUGCUCCGGGGGAGUAUCUGCUGCGUCAAGGGGAUGCUUUGCAGGCCAUCUACUUUGUGUGCUCAGGCUCCAUGGAAGUUCUUAAAGACAGCAUGGUGCUGGCUAUUCUUGGGAAAGGGGAUUUAAUUGGAGCAAAUCUGUCAAUUAAGGACCAAGUGAUCAAGACCAAUGCAGAUGUGAAGGCUUUAACCUACUGUGAUCUCCAGUGUAUCAUCCUCAAAGGACUCUUUGAAGUGCUAGACCUUUACCCAGAAUAUGCUCACAAAUUUGUGGAAGACAUUCAGCAUGACCUCACAUACAACCUUCGAGAAGGUCAUGAGAGUGAUGUGAUAACAAGAUUAUCGAACAAAUCUACAGUCUCACAGUCAGAGCCCAAGGGAAAUGGCAGCAUCAACAAGAGACUCCCAUCCAUUGUGGAAGACGAAGAAGAGGAGGAAGAGGAGGAAGAGGAGACAGCCUCCUUCUCUCCCAUCUACACAAGGGGAUCAUCCUCUUCACGUAGUAAGAAGGUUGGAAGCAAUAAAAGCUAUCUAGGCUUAAGCUUAAAGCAGCUGGCCUCAGGAACAGUGCCAUUUCACUCACCUAUCAGAGUCUCCAGUUCAAAUUCCCCCAAAACCAAGCAGGAAACUGACCCCCGAAACCAUGGGAAAAGGAAAGAGAAGAACUUGAAAUUGCAACUUUCAACUUUAAACAGUGCUGGACCCCCAGACCUCAGUCCAAGGAUUGUUGAUGGAAUUGAAGAUGGAAACAGUAGUGAAGAAAGUCAGACUUUUGACUUUGGCUCUGAACGAAUCAGGUCGGAGCCCAGAAUUUCUCCUCCUCUAGGGGACCCAGAAAUUGGAACUGCUGUUCUCUUCAUCAAAGCAGAGGAGACCAAGCAGCAGAUAAACAAACUCAAUAAUGAGGUAACAACAUUGACUCAGGAAGUCUCCCAGCUAGGUAAAGACAUGAAGAAUGUGAUGCAACUUCUGGAAAACAUUCUGUCACCUCAGCAGCCAUCACGGUUUUGCUCUCAGCACACCAUCUCUGUGUGUCCCUCCAGGGAAAGCUUACAGACCAGAACGAGCUGGAGUACACACCAACCCUGCCUACACUUGCAAACAGGUGGGGCUGCUUAUACCCAAGCACAACUUUGUAGCAGUAAUAUCACCUCAGAUAUUUGCAAUGUGGAUCCCUCUUCUGUGGGGAGCAGCCCCCAACGAACUGGAGCUCAUGAGCAAAACCUUGCAGACAGUGAACUUUAUCAUUCUCCAAACCUUGAUUAUUCACCUUCCCACUACCAGGUUGUCCAAGAAGGUCAUUUGCAAUUUUUAAGGUGCAUCUCCCCACAUUCAGACACUACGUUGACGCCUCUGCAGUCCAUCUCAGCAACUCUCUCGUCCUCUGUCUGCUCCUCCUCAGAAACAUCUUUGCACCUAGUUCUCCCAAGCAGAUCAGAGGAGGGCAGCUUCAGUCAGGGACCUGUUAGUUCCUACAGUCUGGAAAACUUGCCGGGAUCUUGGAACCAAGAAGGAAUGGCAUCAGUCUCUACAAAACCCUUGGAGAACUUUCCACUGGAAGUUGUCACAAGCACAGCAGAAGUGAAAGAUAACAAAGCCAUAAACGUAUGA
This is a messenger RNA of Propithecus coquereli (Coquerel's sifaka), 3126 nucleotides long. It is a transcript of the gene KCNH8, whose product is annotated as potassium channel, voltage gated eag related subfamily H, member 8. NCBI's taxonomy places the organism in Eukaryota, Metazoa, Chordata, Mammalia, Primates, Indriidae. Gene Ontology annotation, biological process: regulation of membrane potential; potassium ion transmembrane transport. The transcript has 15 exons. Gene Ontology annotation, cellular component: membrane. The record is from RefSeq and is a predicted model, not a curated record. Gene Ontology annotation, molecular function: voltage-gated potassium channel activity. The coding region runs from base 1 to 3126 and encodes 1041 amino acids.